CUCUCCCUCUCGGCUCCCAGUGUGGGCUCAGCAUGUGCAAAGGAAGGUUGUGCAUUGUGGAUCCUCUGCAUUGCCUCCCUGUUCAAUAAGAUACAACAUUUCAUUAUGUUAUCUUAUAUAGCAAUUUGUGUGCGACUUAUGUCUUUCCGGCGCUGAUGAAGGGGAGAGGUCAAAGUGAGGAAGACGCACGGACAGAAGGAGGAGGAGGAGGAGGAGGAGGAGGAGGAGCAAGCAAGGGCGCGUAGCACAACAUGGCGUGGGGUCCCCUUCAUCCUCGCCUCCGUGGUGGGAGCGCCUUGGCCCUCCUGCUGGUGCUGGUGGUGCUGCUGAUGGCUUAUACUGCUCACCAUCAAGUGCGGCAGCCGAGUAGAAGAGGUGGCAACCAACUCCUCGACACUCGGCACGUAGAGGAGCACCAGACGCGGCACGUGCUCUUUUUCAACCGUGUACCGAAGUGUGGGAGCGAGAUGCUGGUGCUGCUCCUCCAGUGGCUGCAGGCACGCGAUGGCUUCAGGCACGUACGGCUCAAGAACACGGUCAAGCGCUACCUGACACUCGAUCAGCAGGCGGCGAUGGUGGAAGAGAUCGGAGAGCGGAUCCAGGAAAGCACCGAGCCACGAGUGAGUUUCGAUCGACACGUUUACUUCACCAAUUUCACUUCGUAUGGAUUCAAGAUGCCCAUUUACUUAAACCUCGUCAGAGAUCCCGUGGAGAAGAUGGCGUCAAGGUUUUACUAUGCUAGAGCAACACCACGCCCUGGCGCAGCGACCCCGCCAGGCUAUACCAGCUCCACACCACCUCGCUACACCAGCCUAGAGGAAUGUUUGCGCUACCAGGACCCGGAGUGCACCUUCCUGACAGGUCACCACUAUGACCUCACCAUCCCUUACUUCUGCGGCCACGAGGACUUUUGCAGAGAACUGAACAAUGAGGCAGCCCUGAACUUGGCCAAAAGGCAUGUGGAGGCGUGGUACCCUGUGGUGGGAAUGUUGGAGGAGGUGAACGCCACGCUUGCAGUCUUGCAGCACCACCUCCCCCACUACUUUGCUGGCGUGCUUGACCUUUACCACAAGGAACUAUUAGCAGCGCCACACUACAACAGGAACAAGCAGCGUCCUCCCACAAGCCAUGAGGUGGAGACUGCUCUUAAGACCAACCUCUCCUUGGAGUAUGACUUCUACAACUACCUGAAGCAGAGACUCAGCAGACAGUUCCAAGAGUUACCAGUGAACUAGUCUGUACUAUAAUUAUUUAUAAGUUGUUUACGUUAAUGAAGCUACAUUUUUUUUGUCUGAGGGAGACUGGUCUCAAUGUGAUGUAAAUACUCAAAAGAAGGAACUUGUUUCAUGACAAUUCACUUACAUUAGUCCAAUAAUAAUAAGAAUAUUAUCAGCCAAAAUUGUAGAUGCAAAACUUCACAAUGAACAAAUGAUAGAAGAGCAUGGAAAUAAUGACUUGCAUGCAUUCCUCAUAAUCUUCUAAAUGGUGUGAUAAUGAAAAGAAUAAAAGUUGUAUACAAACAUGUAGGUACAUAGAAACUCUUUAUUUUACUCCUCACUCUCCUCUACAAACCAGUUAGAGCUCUUCUGUUAAGACUGCAAAUAAAUACAUAAAAUGGGAGGGACAAAGCUUAGAAUGAUUCUAUAUGCAGUUCUUAAUUAUAAUCAGGGUCAUAAAUUGGAGUGUGUGUGUGUGUGUGUGUGUGUGUGUGUGUGUGUGUGUGUGUGUGUGUGUGUGUGU
Messenger RNA from Portunus trituberculatus (swimming crab), 1740 nucleotides. Its product is annotated as heparan sulfate 2-O-sulfotransferase pipe-like. Lineage: Eukaryota; Metazoa; Arthropoda; Malacostraca; Decapoda; Portunidae. The transcript is spliced from 7 exons. Bases 252 to 1235 code for a protein of 327 amino acids. The record is from RefSeq and is a predicted model, not a curated record. Gene Ontology annotation, cellular component: membrane. Gene Ontology annotation, molecular function: sulfotransferase activity.